CCUCCCCGCUUUUGUUUCACUUGUCGUCAUUCGGUCUCCGUCCGUCACUGACAACACACUCUUGGUGUCGCCGCGCCGCCGAAGUUCCCGCCAAGUGGAGCCGGCUCCAUUUUUAGCCAAUUUCUGGACUGUCUUGGACCAAUUUCAACAAACAUCAGCACCAUGUCUCGCCGCGACGAGUCCCUGUCGAGCGACGACGGCUCCGGCCACUCCGACUACGAGAGCGCCGAGAGCGCCCUGGCGACGCCGCUGUCGCCGCGGCUGGACUCCGAGGACGACAUGCAGCCCCUGGUCCUGGCCAACCCCAACGCGCCCGCGCCCGUGCACCCCGGCCAGACCCUGAUGCACCGCCUGGCGCUGCGCGUGCAGGUCGCCGCCGCUGGAGGGCCCCAGGACGCCGGCGGCCCCAACUCCCCGCAGCUCGACCCCGUGCGCCAGCAGCAGGUGGAACUGCUGCAGCAGCGCCAGCAAGCCCAGCAAGGCCAGCAAGUUGCACCGGGGCAGCUGCAGGUGCAGGCCCAGCGCAUGCAGCAGUUGCAGCAGCAGAUCCUGCAGCAGCAGCAAGCCCAGCAGAGGCAGCAGCUGCAGCAGCACGUCCACCAGCAGAUCCAGCAGCAGCUGCAGCAGCGGGCUCAGCAGAUGCAGCAGCUGCACCGGCAGGCCCAGGAAGAGCAGCAGCAGGACCUGCAGCAGCCCCAGGAGGCGGGCGGCGCGGAAGGCAACGCGUACAGGUUCGCCUGCAAGCAGUGCCCCCAGCGGUUCACCCACGUGAACCUCCUGACGAGGCACUCCAACGAGGAGCACCCCGUGACCAAGCCCUACGUGUGUCCGGACUGCGGCCGCGGCUACGUCAUCCGGGAGACGAUGGAGGCCCACUACUUGAUGGUGCACCGCAACGAGCGGCCCUACCCCUGCGACCAGUGCGAGAAGGUGUUCGCCCGGCGCGAGUACCUGGUGACGCACAGCCGCGUGCACACUGGCUUCAAGCCCUACCAGUGCGGCGACUGCGGGCGGCGCUUCGCCUGGAAGGGCUGCAUUGACGUCCACAGGCGCACGCACACUGGAGAGCGCCCCUACCUCUGCAUCACCUGCUCCAGGGACUUCGCCACCUUGAGCACGCUCAAGAUGCACGAGAUGAUCCACACCAACUCGUUCCCCCACCCCUGCACCCUGCCCGGCUGCGACCGCAAGUUCCGACGCGGCUACGACCUCCGGAUGCACUCCGCGUUCCACGAGAGGGAAGGCCAGGAGGAAGAUGGAGACGGGGAGGCCGACGACAGCAGGACGGAAGACGAGGUGGCGGUGGCAGUCCUCAACGAUCUGCAGCAGGCGCUGUAGACUGUCCUCCUAGCAACGUGCAUGCCUGUGAUACCUUCGGACUGUUCUGGUGUGUCGUAUCAGUUACUUGCUGACGAGUUCACUCUCAGUGUGGGUUUCGCUAUGCUCUUAUGUGUUUUAUUAUUAUUGACAGAUUGCUUCAAACUUUCUCUAUUUUUAGUUCAGAACCACAAUCCACGUAUUAGUCAUUUUAUGAUGUACGCUGAAUUUGUUAUUGUGUUGUGAUUCGCUUAUGGAAGCAUUUUAAGAGGGGGACCUGUUAAUGUUAUUUUCUCUGAUGAUUUUCUGAUUGAUGAUUUAAUUCUUACGUGUGACUUUGUCGAGACUUUGGGAUGACACGUGUUCGAGAGACCAAGUCUUCAAGAUGGUAUUUCUCAUGGUGAAAUGUCAUUCAAUGAUGGUGAUCUCUUAUUUAUAUGUGUUUACUUAUUUAAUUUUGAACUCAUGUUCCCCCUCAUAUUUAUUUUAAUGAAGUUUUUAGUUUUGUACUAGUCCCAAGUUUCGAAAGUACAAAUAGUUAUACCCAGUUGUACUCUUUCUAGUGUACACGCUUUUAAAUGCAAUAAACUGAUGUUUCUUGUAA
Molecule: messenger RNA, 1921 nt
Organism: Thrips palmi
Lineage: Eukaryota; Metazoa; Arthropoda; Insecta; Thysanoptera; Thripidae
Product: zinc finger protein 665-like
Exons: 2
Coding region: 163-1338 (391 amino acids)
Biological process (GO): regulation of transcription by RNA polymerase II
Molecular function (GO): RNA polymerase II cis-regulatory region sequence-specific DNA binding; DNA-binding transcription factor activity
Source: RefSeq, a predicted model, not a curated record